AUGGGCACGCAUAUCAGCCGAGUCAAGUCCGUGGAUCUCGAUGCGUGGACCGAUGAACAACUUCAGAGUGUUGUGAGAUGGGGCAAUGGCAGAGCCAACAAAUACUGGGAAGCGAAACUGGCACCCGGCCAUGUUCCCUCCGAUGCAAAGAUCGAGAACUUCAUUCGGACGAAGUACGAGAGCAAGCGGUGGGUAAUGGACGGUGAGAUGCCGGACCCCUCGGCCCUGGAUGACAGCGAUGACGGCGAUGACGAUGUGCCUCUUGCUGUUGUACAGGAGAAAGCAAAGAUUGAACGUUCUGCUUCGAAAAGAGUCACCACUGCCAAUCAGCCCCCGGUACACCGUCAACAAGCCUCGAUUGAUCUGUUCGGCGACGAAAUCUCUCCCCCAAAUCGCCCUAGCACGACCGAACCUCCUCCUCGUGCGCCACCGCGACAAGCACAACCUGCACCGGUCAAGACUCACAAGCCCAAUGAUUCAUUGUUAGGUCUCGACUUCUUCGGUAGUACCCAGCCUUCAACUGGCAGUCGCCCGUCUAGCACAGCAUCCACACCGGCAGCACCAGCUGGAAUGUCUCGGCCAGACCUCAAACAAUCGAUAUUAUCAUUGUAUUCGAAGCCCCAGCCGACACAGCUCGUGCAGCACCAGCGGGUCAACUCCUUCGGUGACAUGGCCUCGCCCCCUGCCCCCUCCGCUUCGUCUCAUAUGGGGGGUCUGACGGACGCCUUCAGUGGACUGAGCUUCCCAACCACCACUUCCCCUCCGCUCCCCAAACCGGCUGAGAAGUCAACGGCAUUCUCCAAUCUCUCAUCUUUCGGUGGCGCCAAAUCGACCCCUGCUGCCCCGAAGAUCACAUCGCCAUCGGGGUCUGCGGGCGGCGGCUUCUUUGAUAACUUCACCUCACCGAACUUAUCGGCCCCGAGGUCCCAGUCCCGAACGACGUCCGUCUCCUCUACUGGGCAGGAUUUCGGAUUCGGUGGAUUUACUUCCCCGGCUGUCAAGCCCAACCCUCCAUCCUCGUCCCUGUCAAAUGACCUGUUCGGGUUUUCUUCGCCCCGUCCUGCAUCCACCUCAACGAUCUCGCCCCCAAAGUCUACUGCAACCUCUCAGCAGGAAAUGACAUCUGCAUUUAAUAUUUCUGCUCCCCCGAUGCAGCCUUCUGCCCCUCUCAAGGCGCCAGUCACCAGCGCUGCAAACGCAGCAGCAGCCAGCAUGAUGUCUGGAAGCCUUGAUCCAUGGGGUGGGAACGCAUGGAGUACGCCCGAUCCGGCUUCAUCGCCUGGCCCUGCCGCAUUCUCGCCUGCAUCCAUGAUGAAGGUCCCUGACACAUUGACCCCAAAUGACGUGGGCCACGGUUGGGGCGCGCCCAGUGCAUCUUCUAAGCCCGCACCCGCAGUGGCAGCGGACGAGGACUUUGGUGGUUGGACUAGCGCUGCCCCAGUUUCCAACACAACGAAUAGCACCAAAUCUGGUGGAUUUGGUGGAUCUGACGACCUCUUCUCUAACGUUUGGGAGUAG
Penicillium digitatum Pd1 is the source of this 1518-nucleotide messenger RNA. RefSeq lists its product as uncharacterized. Gene Ontology annotation, molecular function: GTPase activator activity; metal ion binding. Lineage: Eukaryota; Fungi; Ascomycota; Eurotiomycetes; Eurotiales; Aspergillaceae. Gene Ontology annotation, cellular component: cytoplasm. The record is from RefSeq and is a predicted model, not a curated record.